CUCACAGGGCUCGGAGGGAAGCAUCCAAAGCCAGCUGGUCUGGCUUUGAGGUACAUCAAUGGGCAGAGUGACACUGUAGCGGCCAGGAAAGAAGAGGAAGAGUUGCAGACAGAGCGGAAGGAAGAGAUAAAGAAAGUCAGUCCGUGCAGGAAGAAAGGUGAAGAUUGGAACAGCAGGUUCUGUUUGCACAGCAUCAACAGAUUGUGGUGUGGUCUGCUGUAGAGCAAAGAGCACACCAAGAAGAGUGAGUGAGCGCACACAAGAAGAGGGAGACCGCUGCACAAUGUACUAGAAGAGUGGGGGAAGAAAGUGUGAAGUUUUUCUGAUAUUGUUGAGGUGCCGGAAAGGCCGGAAAGGACACAGCUAUGGGGCGGAAGAAGAUACAGAUCACCAGAAUCAUGGAUGAGCGGAACAGACAGGUUACCUUCACCAAGAGGAAGUUCGGCUUGAUGAAAAAGGCCUAUGAGCUCAGCGUACUAUGUGACUGUGAGAUAGCCCUCAUCAUUUUCAACAGCUCUAACAAACUGUUCCAGUAUGCUAGCACAGACAUGGACAAAGUGUUGCUGAAAUACACAGAGUACAACGAGCCCCAUGAGAGCAGAACCAACUCUGACAUUGUAGAGGCGCUAAACAAGAAAGAACACAGAGGUUGUGAUAGCCCGGACCCAGAUGCCUCAUAUGUCCUCACUCCUCACACAGAAGAAAAGUAUAAAAAAAUUAAUGAGGAGUUUGAUAAUAUGAUGAGAAAUCAUAAAAUCCCCGCAGCAUUGCCUCAGCAGAACUUCUCCAUGCAUGUGGCAGUGCCCGUAUCCAAUCCCAAUGCCAUGUACCAGGGAGGGGGGACCCUGGCCAGCCAGACCCUGGCGGCCGCCACAGCCUCUAUGAGCGAGAGCGGGAUGCUGUCCCCUCCACAGGCCUCUCUGCACAGGAAUGUUGGCUCCAGUGGAGGCUCUCAGAGGCCCAACAGUGCAGGCAGCGCAGGUGACAUGCUGGAUACCACAGACCUUUCAGUGCCAAGUGGUGCGGGCUCCAGCCCAGCGGGGAACGGUUUCGUGAACCCCAGGGGCUCGCCCGGCCUCCUCAGCACAGCCAGCGGCAACGGCCUGGGUAAAGUCAUGCCCACCAAGUCUCCGCCGCCCCCGGGAGGGAACAUGGGAAUGGGAAGCCGCAAGCCAGACCUGAGGGUCGUUAUCCCUCCAUCGAGCAAAGGGAUGAUGCCCCCACUGUCGGAGGAGGAGGAAAUGGAUUUGAACACUCAGAGGAUAAGCAGCUCUCAGUCCGCCCAGCCACUGGCCACUCCAGUAGUGUCUGUUACCACCCCCAGCUUACCCCCACAGGGUCUGGUCUACUCAGGCAUGCCCACGUCCUACAACCCCGCUGAGUACUCCCUGAGCAGUGCAGAGAUCUCGUCCCUACAGGGCUUCAGCUCUCCCGGGCUCUCGCUGGGCUCCAUGUCGGCAUGGCAACAGCAUCAACUGGGCCAGGCAGCUCUUAAUUCUUUGGUGGGCGGAGGUCACCUGCCUCAGGGUUCCAACCUGUCCAUCAGCACCAGCCAGAGCGUGAACAUCAAGUCCGAGCCCAUUUCGCCACCGCGGGAUCGCGUCACCCCGUCCGGCUUCCCCCCGCAACAGCCGCAGCAAGGCUCCAGCCGGCAGGAAGUUCUGGGACGCUCGCCCGCCGACAGCCUCAGCUCCUCUUGUAGCUCGUACGACGGCAGCGACCGUGAGGACCACCGGCCGGAUUUCCACUCCCCGCUGGGCCUCGGCAGACCCCCCGCCGGCUCCGAGGAGCGGGAGAGCCCGUCAGUCAAGCGCUUGCGCAUGGACACGUGGGUGACAUAAAGAGCCCAGAUCAGGCCUCCAGUCACCAGCUGGUCAGAGAGGGAGGGAGGGGUUCGACAUGGAGACGACAGUAAGAGCAAGGGUCCUUAGAGCUAUCAUUAUGAUACUAUUAUUCAACUCCACUUCAAUUUGUAAGACUGAAAUGUAAUGUAAUAAGACGUGUCAGGACAUAUCUAGCGCAAAAUCUCAAACUGAUACAAUCAGAUGGAAAAAAAAAAUUAAAAAUCUGUUAGCUGGACGGAAUUAUAUGCACAAGCAGGUGGUUUUAGGUACUUGGUGCAAUUCAGAUGACGUCUGCAAAAAGGAAGAUGUUCAGAGACAAUUGUUAGGCGGUAGAUUAUUGUAGUCACUGGUCUAGUCAGACACAUGUAGUUGCUGUUUUGCUGUUGUGCUCGCAAGUUGCAAACAAUCAGAGAAAGUUGUCUUGCUUUCCGCCUGAGGACCCUUACAUAUGACGUUCACUGCAAGAACUAUCUUUAAAAUCAUGCUGUAACCAUACAAAACCUUUUACUGAAGUGGCCUCAUUUAAUUUGUUGAUUCAGUGGGUCAGAAGAUACAGAGCACAGCGACCGAAGUUCAAUCAGAUAUACAGGAAUUUUGGUCCAUAAUUGCAGAAGUUGAGACUACUUAAUUGAAUAGAAACAAGAAAAAAAAAAAUGUUGGAGAUAAAAACAAAAUAGCCACAGAAUUUAUU
Salarias fasciatus (jewelled blenny) is the source of this 2535-nucleotide messenger RNA. RefSeq names its product myocyte enhancer factor 2aa (gene mef2aa). Gene Ontology annotation, biological process: cell differentiation; positive regulation of transcription by RNA polymerase II. The transcript is spliced from 11 exons. NCBI's taxonomy places the organism in Eukaryota, Metazoa, Chordata, Actinopteri, Blenniiformes, Blenniidae. The record is from RefSeq and is a predicted model, not a curated record. Gene Ontology annotation, molecular function: RNA polymerase II cis-regulatory region sequence-specific DNA binding; DNA-binding transcription factor activity, RNA polymerase II-specific; histone deacetylase binding. The coding region runs from base 366 to 1841 and encodes 491 amino acids.